Messenger RNA from Diprion similis, 1908 nucleotides. RefSeq names its product facilitated trehalose transporter Tret1-2 homolog. Gene Ontology annotation, biological process: transmembrane transport. Gene Ontology annotation, molecular function: transmembrane transporter activity. The record is from RefSeq and is a predicted model, not a curated record. The transcript has 5 exons. The coding region runs from base 7 to 1449 and encodes 480 amino acids. Lineage: Eukaryota; Metazoa; Arthropoda; Insecta; Hymenoptera; Diprionidae. Gene Ontology annotation, cellular component: membrane.
AGAAACAUGAAGCAGACAAAUAUUGGACCGCAAGUUUUUGCAGUUUUGACAGGCUCGCUGCUAUUUACUGCGACCGGAUUCAACGUGGGAUGGUCAUCGCCAACGUUGCCCAAAUUACUGGAAGACACUUCCAUCCCAGUUACAGAGAACCAAGCGUCUUUGGUCAUUAGUCUCUUAUCAUUCGGAAGUACGGUUGGUCCACUCUUCAGCGUCGCUACCGUCGACAGAUGGGGAAGGAAGACGUCGAUGUUGCUCCUGUCAAUUCCAUUUAUUGUGUCAAGCAUCCUCAUCGCCAUGGCUCAAAACUACUGGUGGUACUACGUGGCAAGGGUUAUUUCCGGACUUGCGGGUGGAAUUACUUGGACCAUUAUCCCCAUAUACCUUGGCGAAAUUGCAGAGGACAGAAUACGCGGAGGCCUUGGCGUCACGACGGCGAUUAUGUUGAACUUGGGACUCGUGAUGGCUUACAGCAUCGGCCCGUGGGUCAGCAAACCAUUGCUCGCAGCUCUGGGUGCGGUGAUUCCAGUUGUGUUCCUCUUAAUGUUCACAUGGAUGCCAGAAACACCAUACUUUUACAUGAUGAAGGAUAAGCCAAACCUCGCCAGGAAGAGUCUCGAAUGGUUAAGGGGUACAACGGACGUUGACCAGGAGGUUGAAGUGGUCAGAAAGAAUGUAGAAUUUGAUCUACAGAAUUCGUGGACACUGAAAGAGCUGUUCACAGACAAAGGAAAUCGAAAGGCAUUCCUUAUCAUGAUCGGACUAUUGACAGCCCAAGAAUUAUCGGGCGUUGUGGUUAUCUCGUCUUACAGUACCAGCAUCCUCAGUCAAGUAGGAUCCGGCAUAACUUCCAGCAUUUCCGUCAUCAUAAUUGGAGUUGUUCAACUCAUCGUCACGGUAUUGGUUGUAUUUUUUACUGACAGGGUAGGCAGAAGACCCUUGCUACUUGGAUCCCUCUUUUUCAUCAUUGUAUUUCUCACAGUCCUGGCGGUGUACUUCCAAUUUCUCGCCAACGGUGACGAUAUCUCAGGAAUUUCGUGGAUACCCGUAACGGCAAUAGUCGGCUUCGUUUGCAGCUUCACAAUGGGCUUAGGCACGAUGCCCACGUCCAUAGCCUCCGAAAUCUUCCCAUGCAACGUCAAGGCUUACGCCUCGAUCAUCUCGAAUGUAUACGUCUUCUUCAUCGAAGGCGUCAUUCUACAAUUGUACCCAACUCUGGUGAAUGCCUACGGAAUUCACAUCACGUUUUACAUUUUUGCGGGCUGCACGACUGGCUCAAUGAUUUUCACAUUUUUCUACGUACCUGAAACCAGGAUGAAAUCAUUGGGUGAAAUUCAGCUGAUGUUACGUAAGCGUUCCGAAUCAAACCAAACGCUGCAGCCAGUAUCCGCGCCCGAUUCCAGCCAAAAUAACUCCAUAUAUUUUAUCGCCACUAACGACGUGAUCAAGUAACCGAUUGUCUGAAGGAUGUGAUUCAACUAUUAUAUGGGAAGUAAAUACUUGCGAAUAUUUUCGCUUCAACGACAUCAAUCGAUUGUACUAAACUACUGUAAUAAAACUCAAACGAAUAAUUUGGGUGUAUUCGUACUCAUGGUGAGUAUAAACGACCAUACUUUUCAUGUUUUUACGUCAGACUAUGAGACCCUUAUGUAUUAUACACACCGUAGGUGUAAUAUUUCUACGUAAAAAAAAAAAAAUGCGUAAAUAUAACUGGAAAAUGUGUUUUUUUGUCAAAGUGUAACAUUUAAUCCAAUAAUAAUGCCUACUGCGAAAACAAUUAUUUGCUAUCCUCUUUGAAUUGAUAUAAUAUCAAAUAUGUUCUGUAGUAUUAAUUCUGCAAAUAAUGUUACGAAGAAGGUUUUUUAGAAGCUUUCUUACGUCACAAUUUGAUGUAAAUACCAAAGCCAUCGC